Molecule: messenger RNA, 4409 nt
Organism: Mytilus californianus (California mussel)
Lineage: Eukaryota; Metazoa; Mollusca; Bivalvia; Mytilida; Mytilidae
Product: cytosolic carboxypeptidase 6-like
Exons: 12
Coding region: 217-1614 (465 amino acids)
Biological process (GO): proteolysis
Molecular function (GO): metallocarboxypeptidase activity; zinc ion binding
Source: RefSeq, a predicted model, not a curated record
UGGCCGACAAGAAGUGCGAUUCUGGUUUGUUUACAGUUGCUUAGAAGCAGUUAAACCUCAUUUGAAACUUUUUAAUGCUUUAGACUGUGUUUCACUGUUCAACUUGACAAAAGCGAUAGAAGUGAAUCUGACAGCACUGAAGAACCAGUAGUUGGAAAUGUGAACAAGUUUGCUGUUGUCCCACCUGGUUAUAAUGGUCGGCCAAAGAAAGGGCAUAUGAUAUUUGAUGCCUGCUUUGAAUGUGGUAAUUUAGGAAGAGUUGAUUACAUCACAGAGUAUGAGUAUGAUUUGUUUAUUAGACCAGAUACUUGUAACCCAAGGUUUAGAGUCUGGUUUAAUUUCACAGUGGAGAAUGUCAAAGCAGAUCAGAGAGCAAUAUUUAAUAUUGUUAACUUCAGCAAAACAAAAUCUUUAUACAGAGAAGGUAUGUCACCUCUAGUCAAGUCUACAAGUAGACCAAAAUGGGUGAGAAUACCUGCCAAGCACGUCUAUUACUACAGAUGUCCAGACCACAGAAAGAAUUAUGUCAUGUCAUUUUCAUUUUGCUUUGACAAGGAAGAUGAUAUUUACCAGUUUGCCUAUUGUUAUCCCUACUCUUAUACUCGACUACAGAAUUAUCUAGACAAUUUAGAAAAAAAGAAUAUGGAUUUUUUCACCAGAGAAUUGUUAUGCCUGACAGUGCAACAAAGAAGAUUAGAUAUGAUCACAAUCACAAAUCCAGAUAAUUUAGAUCCUGAGGAAACAAAGAGAGUUGUGUAUGUAACAGCCAGGGUUCACCCUGGAGAAACACCUGCAUCUUAUGUAUGUCAGGGAGUAAUAGACUUUUUAAUCAGCAAUCAUCCUAUAGCAAAAGUACUCAGGGAACACAUUGUAUUUAAAAUAGUUCCAAUGUUAAAUCCAGAUGGUGUUUACUUAGGAAACUAUAGAUGUUCAUUGAUGGGUUUUGAUCUAAACAGACAUUGGUUAGAACCUUCACCAUGGGCACAUCCUACCUUGUAUGCUACAAAAAAUAAUCUGAUGGAAUUGGAUCGCAAUGAUAAAUGUGUCCUUGAUUUUUACAUUGAUCUUCAUGCUCAUUCUACGCUGAUGAAUGGAUUUAUGUAUGGAAACACAUAUGAAGAUAUGGAACGCUAUGAGAGACAAUCAGUCUUCCCUAAGUUAUUGUGUGCUAAUGCAGAGGAUUUCUCACUAAACAAUACAAACUUCAAUAGGGAUGCUGUAAAGGCAGGAACAGGUAGAAGAACUUUAGGAGGAUGUUUAGAUGACAAUUCCCAUUGUUAUACAUUAGAAGUAUCAUUCUUUAGUUACCAGACAAGUUCAUCAAGUACUGCAAUGCCAUAUACAGAAGAAGGAUAUAUGAAAUUAGGUAGAAAUUUAGCCAGGACAUUCUUAGAUUAUUACAAAAUGACAGGACUGAUAAGUGCUAAGCCUAGUAGUAGUAUAGUACCUAAACCAGGAAGAUAUAACAUUAGAGAACGAGCUAAUACAGAUCCACCAUCAGAUUUUGAUGAAAGACCUCGACACAACCGACUAGAUUAUCAUAUCAACAAUACAAGUUCAUUUGGUGACACAUCAAUACGUUUACAGUUCAGAGACCGGGAAAGAAGAUACUGAUUUAUUAGAUAUUAUAGAUUAUAGAUUAUGAUAAUAAUGAUAAUGAAAUUCCAUAGGAAUAAUUAAUAAUGGUAUUUUCAAGAAAUAAGUCUGUUCUUAAAUCAAAAUUAAGAAAUUCAACAUUUCUUUCAUAAAGAAUGGGAUAUGAUUUUUAGUUUUUCCAAUUCUAGCUGGAUAUGUUCUUAAGAUAUGUAAAUUAACAUUUCAACUGCAUAAUUUUUGUGUGUGUGCAGGAUUUCCCUUUUUCAAAUUUUAAAAGGAAACCAUUUAAUAAUUUUACAGGAUAUAAUUACAUAAUGUAUGUUAUUUUAUAAAAUGUAAUGUUCUGUCCAAUGAUAAUGAUAUUAGCAUUGAACAAACUUUACAACUAAUACUCACUGCACACUUACUGUUUACAGCUCUUCUUUCUUUCCUUUGAACAGUUUCCAAAAUACAAAAAAUAGCUUCUUUGCAAAAAUAACAAGCUUAAACUGGUAUGUUUAUAAUAUGCAGGAUGCUAUAACAUAUAAUAAGGAUGUGCAUAUUGUCAGGAUUUUGAUUUUCUUAACAUUUUCAUCAAAUGGCAGAAUUUUUAAGAUUGUCAUGUUUAUGGGAAAUUAUGCAUGCAGGUUACAUGGUUUGUCUGGCUUACUCCUACAAUUUUCAAGCUUAUACUUUUAUACUAUGCAGGGUUUUAGUACAUGUACAAAUGGUGUGCAGUUUGUGAUGAUUUUGUUUUUACUUAAAUUUUUCAUAAAAGACCGAUGUUGAACUUAAGUCAUUUGUAUGCAUCCAGUGUUCAUUACUCAGUUGGAAUAAAAAUGCAUUUAUGAUGACUUUUCAGUCCUACAUUAACCAAGAACAGUGGUUAACUGGAUAUUGCAGUUACCAUGUACAUUUUUGUUUUUAUUAACAUUAACAAUUUUUACCUCCUUUCCACUUUUUAAAACUUGAGUUUGGAAGUUUAAAAUGAACAACUACAACAAUAGAUUGUCCUACAUAAUGGAAUAAAUCAUAACUUUGUCCCCAAUGUUUAGACACAACCAUUUCAAGUUGUACUUCAACAUCACUGGUUUCUUAAUCUAAUGUUUGUUGAUUUGUUUUCAUACAUACAUCAUCAUCUUUGUCUAGUUUAAAUUCAUUUUUAAAAGCAUUUUGUAAAAGCUGUCUUCUCAUAUUUUAUCAAAAUGCUGUCAUUUUGUUUUCCUUUUAUUCACAUAAUAAUGCCAUUUCCCUGUGUAGUCCUUACAAAAUGUGUAAAUGUUUCAAAACCACCAGCUUGAAAACAUUCGGUAGCCCAUCAUUUUUAAAAUAGCACUCACGAUACAAACUACAUUUUGACAAAGUAUGAACAAUUUUUUGUCAUUUUUUGUUUAUACCCCCAUACAACUGUCAUUCAGGUUUAAAGUAAGUUGACAAUGUCCCGUCAACAGAAUAUAUCAUUACUAUAUAUGAUGACUAUAUUAGAAUAUUUUAUUAUAAUUUCAAUUAAACUUUUGUUUGAGAAAAGAUAUACAGCAUUUCUGUUUCAGUAUUUCUUCGUCUUAGAAUUCCUAUUUUCCACCAUUUAGACUCAACAUUGUUAUUAACUGAUAAUACAGAAAUUGAUCAUGGACCUUAUUUUCUAUAUUUGGAUAAACAUGAAUUUCCCAUAUUUUUUGAAUGCUAAAUGGAAUGAUAUUUUGAGAAUUAAGACUACAUUUUAUGUUAUGUUAAUUAUAGUUUGUUUCUAUAAAAAAAAUCUGUGACCUGAUUCUUGUAUAUUGUUGAACAGCAUUACGGAAAUAUAGUAUAUAGGCCAUUAAUUCUUCUUUCCAAGACUCGUGUCAAGCAUUUAAAAUUUUAUCUUUUUAAAUUUUUUUUAAAUAAUUUUAAUGAGAUACAAUCAUUGCAGUGGGAAUAUUUUAGGUUAAACUAGUCACCUGUUGAUUGUUCAGAAGUUUACAGUAUACCUCAUUAUUUUUAUUACUGCAGUUUCAAGGGCAGGUAAUUACUAUUAAUUUCUUAUUAUUUCAUCAUUUGAACUUACAAAGGUAUUUUACCUUUAUGGCAAAAGGCUGGUUUUAUGUUUGUAGGACAUUUCCAGGGAAUUUUUCUCAGAUUCAAUAUUGGUAUUUGUAGUUUGAAUAGGGAGACAGUAAGGAUAAACUUGGAUAAGGUAAAGCAAGAUAAUUCUCAUUUAAGCAGAUUGAAAAUGGAAGAUUAUUUUUCAAUCAUAAGAUAGGUAUUGUAAGUUGAUUAGAAAAUAAUUUAUUAAAAGUUAGUCAUGAAUACAUUGGGGAAAUUAUAAAAGGAUGUUUUAAAAAAAUCUCAGUGAUAUUGAGACUAAUUGAAUAGAAUUUUAUUCUAAUUAAACAAUAUUUAUAUAAUUUUUUUCGAUCAGUAGCAAUGUUUUAAGUGUUUUAUACAAGAACAUGUGAAGUAGAUGUGACUGAAUUAGGUACAUAUAUCCCCUUUGGGUAAAUUUAUUAUGUGUUACUUGUGUGGGGUGCAUCAGAUAAUCAGCAUGGCCACCGAGUGGCACCGACCCAAACAAACUAGUUGAUAGAAAUGUACUUGUUUAAAUAACAAAAUAAUUUUUAGGUCACUUUAUGACUUAAGUAUGCAGUACAAAUGAUCUUUAGGUGUGAAUUUUGUAAUCUCCCAGAGGUACACAUGAAAACAUUUGCCAUCUUUCUGGUUGAAACAUUCCUAGUUGUUAUAUGAAUUUCACUUGUGAUAUUGUUGUAUAUAUUAUACAAAUAUUUUAUUUAUUUUUAAUGAUCUGUGAUUUUUAAAUUCUUAUACCGUCCACAAAUAAAUUUAAGUUACUGAUA